Messenger RNA from Astrephomene gubernaculifera, 1097 nucleotides. The record is from the annotation of a GenBank genome assembly. NCBI's taxonomy places the organism in Eukaryota, Viridiplantae, Chlorophyta, Chlorophyceae, Chlamydomonadales, Astrephomenaceae.
GUGGAGGAUAACACGCGGCUGCGGGAGCUGGGAAACAUGAGCUUCCAGGGUAGCACCUCGGACAUCGUCAAGAGCGCCAUGGUGCGAACCGUGGGUCAGCUGGCGACCCAUGGGUCGGCCGCUCGGCUGCUGCUGAUGGUGCACGACGAGUUGGUGUUUGAGGUUCCGGAGCGGGAGGUGGAGAUGGUGGCGAAGAUUGUACGGGAUACGAUGGAGAGUACGGCGAAGUUGCGGGUGCCUCUAGAGGUGGAGGUGGAGGUGGGGCCCAACCUGCUGGACAUGCAGGAGCUCAAGGUGGACCGAUGAUGGGGGAGGAGUGUGGGGUGCAGCAGCAGGUCUAGGGAGUGAGGAUUAUACAAAUUAAACCAACCCACACAUUGGGGCAAGAAAAGAUAGGGAGGGAGGCGGCAGGAUGCCACAAAACAAGGGUGUGAGUGCCGGGGCUGUGCAUUCAGCGGGUGCAGCAGACCUAGCUACCUUGCGAAUGGAGGUUUGGAGCUCUGGUGUGAUGCGUUGUGGUGCAAGCAGGACAUGCAUGCCCAGAGAGAAAGAGGAGAGUAUGUUAUGACAGCUGGCCCUGAGUAGGAACGUACUGGUGUGUGCUUGGUUCAGGCAGCAGGAGAGAUUUGGUAAAGAGUUGUACUCCAUCUAGUGUUGUAGAGGGCCGUUGUAUACUAGUGAUGCUAAGUGGGCGCAACAUCAUGCAUCUGUCCCAUGCAUGGAGAGGUAAAGAGAGAGAAGUGCGGUUCUAGCAGCUUGGAGUGGGUUAGCAGGAGAGACUUGCUUGGCGAUGACUGGUAGUUAAACUAGCAAUGCAACUCGCCGUAAGGGGAGAGAGUGUGCGAGAUAGAAGGGUUUGACUUUGUGCUCGAUCGGCUCAGCAGGUGGCAGGCAAGGGACUUCUCUACAACUCCGUAAACACAAACCACGGAUGCGAUGCCAACAGCAGCUAGCACCAGCCAGGGAUGAUGAUGAGAAGGAGGUUUGCGUUAGUGCGGUUUGCGCGCACUUGUGUAAGUAUCGGUAUGGGUGUGUGCGCUGAGAUGAUGUACGGCCAUUGUAAAGGGAGGUGUCCGGAGGAUUUCGUGGUAGUGGGG